Messenger RNA from Aphidius gifuensis, 599 nucleotides. RefSeq lists its product as uncharacterized. NCBI's taxonomy places the organism in Eukaryota, Metazoa, Arthropoda, Insecta, Hymenoptera, Braconidae. The transcript is spliced from 3 exons. Bases 206 to 517 code for a protein of 103 amino acids. The record is from RefSeq and is a predicted model, not a curated record.
UUAAAAAUAUAUUUUUGUUUGUGAGAUAAUAGAGGUAAUUGAAAAAUGAAGCCUAGUCUUUGUCCUUUUGAUUAAAAAUUGAAUAAACUUGAAGUGUUUCUAGCAAGUAUAUAAUAAGAAAAUUGUCAAGACUUUCAAUCAGUAUAUUUUUUAAAUUCACUUUGAGCCAAACCAACUCAAUCAAUUUUCUUUUUUGUAUUUUAAAAUGUACAAUAUUUAUCAUCAUCAAAAGAGUAUUUUUUUAUUAACAAUUUUGUUAAUUAUUGGACAAAUUUUUUGCUCUGGGCUUCUUGAUACUAUUGAGAAUCGUAAUCUCGAUACAAUUUUACCACGUGCUCCAGUUUCUGUAAUGAGUAAUUCGUUUGAUAAUAUUUUGCCAAAAGACAAUGUGUUUCCUUGUUAUGUCGAGUACCAAGUGACUAAAAGAAGACCUGGACAAUGUAUUCAACUUGGUCAAAAUACAAGAGGCUGUGUUGCUGGAUCAUUCAUUGACCCAUUCAAUCCUGAUUGUCUGUAAAAUUUUAAUUUUCAAAUAAUGUCAAACAACUGAUCAAACAAAUAAAUCUACAAAAAGAAAAAUACUCGAAAUAAAUUUACUA